GCCGGGCGGUUCCUGAGGCGGCCGUUGGCCGUUCCCGCGGCUUGGCUGGUUGUCUUGGAGAAGCAAGAUGGCGGCGACGGCGGCGGCGGUGGUGGCCGAGGAGGACACGGAGCUGCGGGACCUGCUGGUGCAGACCCUGGAGAACAGCGGCGUCUUGAAUCGCAUCAAGGCUGAACUCCGAGCAGCUGUGUUUCUAGCGCUAGAGGAGCAGGAGAAAGUGGAGAACAAGACUCCUUUAGUCAAUGAGAGCCUGAAAAAGUUUUUAAAUACGAAAGACGGACGCUUAGUGGCUAGUCUUGUUGCAGAAUUUCUUCAGUUUUUUAACCUUGACUUUACCUUGGCUGUUUUUCACCCUGAAACCAGCACAGUAAGAUUUCAAGGUUUUGAAGGUCGAGAGAAUCUAGCCCGAGAUUUAGGUAUCAUCGAAGCAGAAGGAACUGUGGGUGGACCCUUGCUAUUAGAAGUGAUUAGACGCUGUCAGCAGAAAGAGAAAGGGAUUGCUGGUGGGGAGGGUGCACUGGAACUAUCUGAUGUACAUUCUCCAUCAAAGUCACCAGAAGGAAAAACAAACUCAAACACAAUCCCAAGUAAGAUACCAAGGUAUAAAGGACAAGGUAAGAAGAAGACAAGCGGGCAGAAGUCUGGUGACAAGAAGGCCAGCCUGGAGGUCAGUCAGAGUGAUACAAGUAUCUCCUCAUCAGAACAAAAGAGCAAAAGCAGUCUGCACUCAUUAGCCCAUGAAACAAAAAUCGGGUCUUUCUUCAGCAACACCUCUUUAGAUGUCAAAGACAAAGCUGGCGUUGAUGCAGAUGAGGAUGAUAUGGAAGGAGACUCAUUCUUUGAUGAUCCCAUCCCUAAACCCGAAAAAACUUACGGUUGGAGAAGUGAGCCCAGGAAGCAAGUGGGAAGCCUAGCCUCACUCUCGGAUGUACCCCCCGUGAGGAGUGGACUCAGCUCCCUGGCUGGAGCCCCUUCCUUAAAAGACUCAGAGAGUAAAAGAGGAGGUGCAGUUUUGAAAGAUUUGAAAUUAAUCAGUGAUAAAAUUGGAUCGCUUGGGCUAGGUACUGGAGAAGAUGACUAUGUUGAUGACUUUAAUAGUGCCAGCCACCGCUCAGAAAAAAGUGAACUAAGUAUUGGUGAGGAGAUUGAGGAAGACCUUUCUGUGGGAGUGGACGACAUCAGUACCAGCGAUAAACUUGAUAAUCUCACACAAGACCUGACAGUCUCUCAGCUCAGUGAUGUCGCAGACUUUCUGGAAGACGUGGCGUAGCCGGAAGAAGGACGUGUUCUCACCAACACAGACAAGGGACUCAUCCGCUCCAUUUGUUUUGUGUGUUUCAGACAAUCACUUUUAGCUGGAAUGUCUGCUCCCUAUUGGUGCCUUGCAUUUCAAAAAAGACUUGCAGAUAUUUUUAAAAUUAACUUUUCAUUUUAUGAAACAAAAUACUUCCCUAUAUGAGCCCAUGUGUGUAAGAUUUAAAUUAUUCUUAUUUUGAUUUAGCUGUACAUUUCUCUGAGGAAAUUGAUAGUCUACACCCAAAGUUCAUUACAGGGAGGAACUUCUGUGCUGAGUAGUGCAUAGAGAUGGGUCACUGAAGCUGUAGUCUCUUCUGGCUUCAAGCAUGGCUGCUGGGGUGUGGAGAUCUUUGAAAAACCAUGCCUUGCCCUAGGCUCUGAAAGCAGGACCUGUCUACUGUUUGUAUCGGGUUUGUAUCGCGUGUGCCAGCACAUAAUGGUGCAGUGACCUGGUACGCUGGUGUCGUCAUACUCAUGUGAAAUUUGAUGUGUCAUCGUGAAUUUGUAUUUCUUCCAUUUGGAAGGUUUGUUAGACCAUUAAGGUUUUAUUAAAGUACUCUUGUGUGGCUAUUUAGUUCUGCUUGUUUUAAAGAAACCUAGAAGUGGUUAUGACUUAAUUCAGAGUUGUAGAUACCAGAUUUACGGUUGCCGUUCUGCCUUUAGUCCAUGCACACAGCUGCAGUCACACAAGUUCUCUUCAUGAUAUAACUUAUUACUUGUAAAGAUGCCUUGAAACAUAUUAAAACCAAAAUGCAUCUGAAGUCAAGCAGUGCUUUUAUUUCAGAUAUGACUAUAUUUAAAUCCAAAUUGGAAUGAAAGAGUAGUAAUGGCCUAAGACCAUAUAUGAUCAGUUUGGCAAUCUUCACUGUAAAUAAUUUUAUUGUAAUCCUUCAAAAAUACAAUUGCAAGUGGUCUUAUAAGAAAGCAUUGUGGCCAGGUGCUGGUGGCCACACCUGUAAUCCUAGCUACUCAGGAAGCUGAGAUCUGGUGAUUAAGGUUCAGAGCCACCUGGAUAGAAAGUCUGAGAUGCUCAUCUCCAGUUAACCACUUAAAAGAGCUAGAAAUGAAGCUGUGCUUCAAGUGGUAGCAUGCCAGCUUGAACUAAAAGGCCUGGGAUUCACGUCCCAGUACUAGCAUCAAAAACAAAAAAGCAUGCUGCUACUGUGAUGUAGGUUACUGACAUAUAUAGUGCCAGGUAUUUUAAAAUGUGCAAGUGGGAAAAACAAAGAAGAUGUUUACAUAUCCUUAUGCAUGUAAGUAAAGCCUAAGGUAUUCACUUUUUUGUGCUUUUCUAUUUCAAUUAUGACUUCACUAAUAAAAACAGCAUAAUAGAC
Molecule: messenger RNA, 2630 nt
Organism: Dipodomys spectabilis (banner-tailed kangaroo rat)
Lineage: Eukaryota; Metazoa; Chordata; Mammalia; Rodentia; Heteromyidae
Gene: Cep43
Product: centrosomal protein 43
Exons: 13
Coding region: 68-1270 (400 amino acids)
Biological process (GO): microtubule anchoring
Cellular component (GO): centrosome
Molecular function (GO): protein binding
Source: RefSeq, a predicted model, not a curated record